Molecule: messenger RNA, 1182 nt
Organism: Zasmidium cellare ATCC 36951
Lineage: Eukaryota; Fungi; Ascomycota; Dothideomycetes; Mycosphaerellales; Mycosphaerellaceae
Exons: 1
Coding region: 1-1182 (393 amino acids)
Source: RefSeq, a predicted model, not a curated record
AUGCUUUCACAACUCGCUGUCACUGCCCUGCUGGGCCUCACUGCAUCGGCUGCUCCUUGGGGUCCAGGACAGGGAGGCGACUGGGGACAUGGUAAUGGAGGAAACGGAAACGGCUGGGGAGGCAAUGGCGGAUGGGGAGGUCACGGUCAGCCCCCUAGCCAACCUGAGAACUGCACCCAGGAGCCAUUCAAGUUCCCCCUCUCCAACGGAUUCCCAAAUGUCGAGGUCGGCUCUCCAGAGCUCCUUGCCAUCGAGAAGCAAGCACAUGGCACUCUCCCCAAUGGCCCUCUUCCAAGCAAGAUCCAGGACGCCACCGCAACCACUCUCCAGCUCAUCGCGUUCAACGAGAUCUUCGAGGUCGCAUACUUCACCUCCCUCCUGAACAACAUCACCAGCGGUGUGUACAACGUCGGUAGCGGCGCUGCUAAGCAGAUCGUCGAGAACGCCAUCACCGCCGUCCAGGCCCAAGAAGAACUCCACGCCCUGGGCGCCAACGCCAUCCUCCAAACGGCCGGCCGCACCACCAUCCAGCCCUGUGAAUACGUCUUCCCAGUCUCCGACUUCGACAGCUCCAUCGCCCUCGCCUCCACCUUCACCGACGUCGUCCUCGGCACGCUCCAAGACGCCCUCAACAACUUUGGCACCGACGGCGACGACGAGCUCCUUGCCCUCAUCGGCGGCGUCAUCGGCCAAGAAGGCGAGCAAAACGGCUUCUACCGCAACCUCGGCGGCAAGAUCCCCUCGCAGCUCCCCUUCCUCACCCGCUCCGCCGGCCCCUUCGCAUUCUCUGCCCUUAACCAGAUGUUCGUCGUCCAAGGCACCUGCGGCAACCUCGACGCCAUCGCCCUCCCCAUCUUCAGCCCCCUGACCGUCGCGACCCAGAACAUCCAGGCGCAAGAUCAGGAUCUGUCCUUCAGCUUCAAGACCAACGGCACCGCGACCGAUACCAGCGACCUCCACAUCGUCUACAUCAACCAGCAGAACGUGCCGGUCGUGGAGCCGCUCAAGAAUGUCCAGACGCAGGGUGAUACUGUCUCCUUCCAGGCGGCUUUCCCUUUCACCGAGAACCUUAUGUUCGGAUUGACUAUUGCUGCUGUGACGAAUAGCGCGGGUCCUUUCGCGGGUGCGGAUGAUGUUGCGGCGAAGGCGCUGUAUGGGCCUGGUUUGAUUGAGAUUCAGUAG